Molecule: messenger RNA, 2238 nt
Organism: Paramecium primaurelia
Lineage: Eukaryota; Ciliophora; Oligohymenophorea; Peniculida; Parameciidae
Source: the annotation of a GenBank genome assembly
AUGAAUGAUCUUGAUUCUGGAGAUGUUGCAAAUAAAUUUAGUGACUUUUAUGAAUUCGAAGAAUUUUUGGGUUCAGGAGGAUUUGGUAAGGUUGUUUAGGCAAAGAACAUCAAAGGAGAAAGUGUGGCUGUCAAAAUAGUACCUAAGAGAGAAUGUAGAAGAAGCUAUUCAGAAAUAUUAGCAGAAGCAAGCAUAUUGAGUCAAAUGAAACAUUCAAAUAUAGUGUAAUUUAAAAGAGUACAUGAAACAGAUACAAGAUUAUUAAUAGAAAUGGCUUUGGUGAAGUACGGGCAAUUGAAAAGAUUAUUUACAGAUAAAAUUGAAUUGAGUUAUGAAUAGAAAAGACAAUUAAUGCAAACUUUAUUCAAAACAGUGGCAUUCAUCCAUGAAAGAGGAGUAGUUCAUAGAGACAUUAAACCUGAGGUGAGGAUUGUAUGUAUACUAGAGAACCUUUUACUUGAAGACCCUAACGAUAUGACCACUUUGAAAAUUGUAGAUUUUGGAUUGUCAACUAGAUCUUAGUUACUCAUCAGUGGUUAAUGUGGCACACUCAUUUACAUGGCUCCAGAAUUCUUUACUAGUAAGCAUUACUCUAAAGUAAAUAUAUUAUUAAAUAGACUAGCCAGUUGAUAUUUGGAGUUGUGGAAUCAUAUUAUAUAUGGUAUGUACAGGUGGAAAACAUCCAUUAUAUGUAUAAGGAUAAACAGCUGAAGAAUAUAGAGAGAAAUUAUAUUAGCAUUUGCAAAAUCCAUAAUGGAAUUUCCCUGAAGGUUUUGAUUAAUUAGCUAAGAAUCUUUUCUUGAAAUGUGUUGCUGAGGAUCCUAUGCAUAGAUAUAAUGCACAUUAAAUCUUACAUCAUCCAUGGAUUACAGGAAAGGUUAACGAUCCUAUUCCACUCUCUUUACCUGAGAUGUAUAAGUCUUUUUCAAUGAGAGAGCGUGUAACAAGAAUUAUUAAGGCUUUAAUGGUCAUUAGAAUGAUGUCAAAAGAUUAUUGGAGAUGUGUCAAUACUAAGAAAAUAGAUUCAUCUUAUUUAGAUCAAGUAAUUUAUUGUUGCUAUUUAUUAUAGUGUAAUAAAAUCUCAUAGGCUCAUUAAUAAUAAUAAUAAUAAUAAAGUUUACUUGAUAAGUCUUAUGUUAAGGAAAUGAUGGCAGAACAUGCAUAAAUUAAAUAAAGAUAACACAAUCACAAUCAUAGAGUUGAAACUCCAAAAUAUUAAAGCAUUUUAAAAAGAUUGAUAGAUCCAUCUCGAAAUUAACAUGAUUCAUAUUUAGACUAACCUAAUAAUAGCUAAAUUGUAGAUGAAAAUAUGCUCAAUUAAUAUAAUUCCAUUAAUAAUAAUCAAUAAACAGAUGGUUCUUAACGUUCAGUUUCUUAAUAAAGUAUUUAAGAUGCAUAAGAAUGUGCUGAAUCAAAUAGUGGCAAACUUAUUAUUAUCAAAAGAAGUAAUCAAAAUAAAAAGAAAACAAAAAAGAUUGUUUAAUUUAUUACUACAAAAAAAUAAAAUAAUAGUUCAGUUGAUUUAUAAUAGAGAUCUAGAUCCACAACAGCUAAUAAUCCAAAAUAAUUAAUGAAUAAUCUUGCAGAGAACAAAUAAUUUGAAUCUCCUAAGAAAAUUUAACUUGCUUCUCUCACUUAAUUUUAGUAAUAAUAACAAUCUCAACCACAUCUCAUUUAGCCUUAGCAAUCCAUACCAUUUCUAAAUACUGUCUCAUAAUUUAAUGUGUUAAAACCACUUCCAUCUAAUUAAUCCCCUGUACAUAGACUUAGUAGCCAUAAUGGUGGCAAUACUCCUAGUCUUCAUAGCAUCUUAAAUUAAAACACAGAGCAAUAGUAACAUCAGUAAAAUCAUAGCUAAGCAUAUGGUUAUAUUAGAAAAACUAGUGUUAUAACCUAAGAUCCAAAGAUUGUUGAACCUCCAAGUAUGUAUUAAUAAAAUAUUUUGCUAUUUUAGGAAAAAGGAGUAAUACUUCUACUCGGAAAUUAAGUGUUGUUGAAUUAGAUUGUCAUGAUUAAUAAAAAUAUGAAUAAUAAGAGAGUAAAUUUACAUUUAUUAUCAAAAUAGAGAUUGUUCAUAAUUAAUUUUUACCUAGAGGAUGGUGCAAAACCUUACCAUUUUAAAAGUUUCUACCUUCUAAAUAAAUGCAGGUCCAUCCUUAAUUUAUUGAAUUGAAUGCUUUGAGAUAAUAAAUUAAAAUUCCUUUACCCAUAUAGCUAUAAGUUCCAAAAAAAAAAUGA